AAGAUGAACACAAAGCCCCACUUUGUUUCGGUUUUUCUCAUAUUUUCACUUCUGUUUUCCUCUUACUCAACUUCAGUUUCUGCACAAGAAGUUGAGGAUGAGAGGGACUUCGAUUACUUAGACAACAGUGGGAAAGGACCAAUGCAUUGGGGUGAUCUGAAGAAGGAAUGGGCUGCCUGCAAACAUGGAGAUUUGCAGUCCCCAAUAGACAUGUCCAGCUACAGAGUGAUGAUAAUCAACAAAUAUGGAGACCUAAAGAGGAGAUACAAACCCUGUGAUGCCCUUGUCAAGAACCGAGGCCACGAUAUUUCGAUUAAGUGGCCAGAUUGUGAUGCGGGUUCGAUUGAGAUCAAUGGUACCGAAUACUCUCUCCAACAAGCACACUGGCACUCCCCUUCCGAGCACACUGGCAGAAGGUAUGCCAUCGAACUACACAUGGUGCACCAGAGCAAAGACCCCAACUUGAAGAACAAUAUAGCUGUUGUUGGACAACUUUACAGGUUUGGUGCUCCUGAUGCUUUCCUGUCCAAGCUGAUGAGCAACAUUACAUCCAUGGCUGAUAAUCUGCUAGAAAGGGAAGUGGGAGUUAUCGAUCCAAACACGAUAAAGAUGGGCGGCAAGAAGUAUUACAGAUACAUGGGCUCAUUGACAGUUCCUCCUUGCAGUGAAGGUGUCAUUUGGACAAUGAACAAGAAGAUAAGAACAGUUUCAAGAGAUCAAGUUCGAGCACUCCGAAUAGCUGUUCAUGAUUAUGCAGAAGCAAAUGCAAGACCUGUGCAGCCACUGAAUCGUCGACAGAUCAAACUUUACAGCCCGAACUGAUUAAAUCUACAGCAUGUAUUGAGAACCCAGAUUUUGAUGUGUAUUU
This is a messenger RNA of Hibiscus syriacus, 868 nucleotides long. RefSeq names its product alpha carbonic anhydrase 7-like. The record is from RefSeq and is a predicted model, not a curated record. NCBI's taxonomy places the organism in Eukaryota, Viridiplantae, Streptophyta, Magnoliopsida, Malvales, Malvaceae. The transcript is spliced from 6 exons. Gene Ontology annotation, molecular function: carbonate dehydratase activity; zinc ion binding. The coding region runs from base 4 to 822 and encodes 272 amino acids.